CUUGACAGACGAGCGCGGCUGCUCGAUGCAGACGCUGUGACGUCAGCGUGUUGGGUCAGCUGGCCCCUCCAUCAGAGCAGCAGAGCGAACCUCUCCCAUCGGGGGACAUCACCAUCUCCGCCGGCAGCACCGUCGGUCGAGCCCGCGUGAGCGAGUCCCGACAUGGAGGCAGUGUCGCCUUAGCGCUUCCGGCUCGGGUCCCGUGGAUUCUUGAUUGUUAUUGAUGCUGUCAUGUCAUAUUCGGUGCCAGUGAUGGCGGGGCUCCAUGGCCGCCGCUGCUGCCGCUGCCGCCGCUGCCGCUGCUGAGAGGCAGGUGCAGUAUUCCCGACGAAGGCGUUUUUUUUUCUGGGGCCUGGACCCAGCGAGGGCCAAACCACACUCCCGCUGCUGAUAGCUGAGCCGCCCGUGGAGGUCCAGGAGGAGGAGCCCUUCAUAGACAUCAUAUCAGAGUCGAGGCCGAGGUUCCAGGGUUCCAGGAGAAGCUCAGCUGCGGGAACCUUCCGCUUCCAGAUGCCUUCAUCGCGUUGAUUUCUUCCCAAAGUGUGAUUUCUGUCCCGUCUUCGGUACCUAUCCGUCGAGCGUCUGGGCCACAGGCCUCCACCGCAGCCUCCUCAUCUGGAAAACAGCAGCCGCCAACAUGAUGGAGAUUCAGAUCGACGAGGUGGUUUACCAGGACGACUACGGCCCCGGGUCAGUCAUGUCGGAGCGAGUGUCCGGACUGGCCAACAGCAUCUACCGGGAGUUCGAGCGCCUCAUCCGGAGCUAUGACGAGGAGGUGGUGAAGGAGCUGAUGCCGCUGGUGGUCAACGUCCUGGAGAACCUGGACGCGGUGCUGACGGAGAACCAGGAGCACGAAGUGGAGCUGGAGCUUCUCAAGGAGGACAACGAGCAGCUCAUCACCCAGUACGAGCGGGAGAAGUCGCUGAGGAAGCAGGCGGAGGAGAAAUUCAUUGAAUUUGAGGAUUCACUGGAGGCAGAGAAGAAGGAUCUGCAGAUGCAGGUGGAGUUUCUGGAGCUGCAGGGGAAACAGCUGGAACUGAAGUCCAAGAAUUAUUCGGAUCAAAUCACUCGACUGGAGGAGCGAGAGUCAGACAUGAAGAAAGAGUAUAACGCUCUGCACCAGCGCCACACUGAGAUGAUCCAGACCUACGUGGAACACAUAGAGCGGUCCAAACUGCAGCAGACAGGAAGCAACAGCGAGUCAGGAGGACCUGGCUGUGGACGCACUCAACGUCACACAUGGAGGAAAAGCAAAGCGGACCGCCCACCAUCGUUGAGCCUUUACCCUGGUGGCGAGGGAAUGGUACGUGGGGGUCUCGGGGGGGCUAGGAUGAUGCCCGGGAAAGACAUCUGGCAGGUCAGCGAGCUCGGCCAGUCCAUCUUCAGCUCUGCCUAUCAGGAGGAUGGAUCUGAGUCCGACUCGGUGGCAGCGACACCCAGCAGCACGGGGAGCAAGUCCAACACGCCCACCUCCUCCGUCCCCUCCGCCUCGGUCACCCCCAUCAACGAGGGCUUCCUCCCUCAAACGGAUUUCGACGUCAUGCGGGGGAACCAUGGCCGCAAAAGUGCCAAGCGCCUCAGUAGGAACAUGGAGGUCCAGGUCUCCCAGGAGACCAGGAACGUGAGCAUCGGAAUGGGGAGCAGCGAUGAGUGGUCGGAAUUUCAGGAGAUCAUUGACUCGACCCCUGAGCUGGACAUGUGUGUGGACCCUCGCAUAUACGGAGGAGGAAACAGCCCGUCCCAAGGGAUCGUGAACGAGGCCUUUGGCAUCAACACUGACUCUCUCUACCACGAAAUCAAAGACGCCAAGUCCGACAUCAUCGGAGACGUGGACGCCGGCGCCGAACUCCUCGGCGAGUUCUCAGUGCGUGACGAUUUCUUCGGGAUGGGCAAGGAGGUAGAGAACCUGCUGACGGAGAACAAGCAGCUCCUGGAGACCAAAAACGCUCUCAACAUCGUGAAAAACGAUCUUAUUGCCAAAGUGGACGAGCUGUCCAGUGAGCAGGAGGUGCUGAGGGAGGAGCUGGAGGCGGUGCGACAGUCCAAAAAUAAAGUGGACGCCCGAGUCAAAGAGCUGGAGGAGGAGCUCAGGAGGUUAAGAGCAGAGGCUCUUGGUGCGUCACGGGACUCCAAGGACGAAGCAGGCGAUGAUUUCUCAUCACCCAUGCAGGACGGGGACAUGACCAUGACUCAGCGACGGCGGUUCACUCGGGUGGAGAUGGCUCGAGUACUGAUGGAGAGAAACCAGUACAAAGAGCGAUUGAUGGAGCUGCAGGAGGCCGUGCGGUGGACGGAGAUGAUCCGGGCGUCUCGUGAGAGUCCAGCAAUCCAGGAGAAGAAGAAGUCCACGAUCUGGCAGUUCUUCGCUCGUCUCUUCAGCUCAUCCUCCAGCCCUCCACCAGCCAAGCGUCCGUACAGCAGCGUCAACAUCCACUACAAGUCUCCCUCCCCGGCCGGCUUCUCUCAGCGCCGCAGCCACACCAUGUGUCAGAUCUCCACCUCCAACCGCACACUGGAGUUCUUCCCUGAAGAACUGGCCAGUAACGGUGUUGCUUCGCUCCUCAGUGACUCCGUUAUGUUGGCCCGCCGUGAGCAGCGGCGUGAACAGUACCGCCAGGUCCGAGAGCACAUGCGACGCGAUGACGGCAUCAUGCACGCGUGCGGCUGGAGCGUGCCGUCUCGCCUCAAGCAGACUGCAGGUCAGACGGACUCUGCUCAGGACAGCCAGCUGAAGAGACCACAGACCACGAACGAAAAAGAUGAUAACCGAAUGAAGAAUGUUCCAGUACCAGUGUACUGUCGUCCGCUGGUAGAGAAGGACCCGAACAGAAAGCUGUGGUGUGCAGCAGGAGUGGACCUGGCUGGGUGGAGGGCCAGCAGCCAGGACUCCGGCCCAGUGAAGGCCUUGUUGCCGGGCAGCGACCCCUUACGUGCGGAUGAGGAGGCUGGAGACAAGAAGAGUAACAGCUCUCCUGAGAAGAAGAAGACGAAGGAGCUUCAGGAAACGGACUCGAUGAACAGCCGAGUGUGGAUCCUGACUAGCACCCACUCUGCCAGCAAGGUAGUGAUCAUCGAUGCCAACCAGCCGGGCUCGCUGGUCGACCAGUUCAACGUCAGCAAUGCUCACAUACUCUGCAUCUCCAGCGUGCCUGCUGCCAGCGAGAGCGACUACCCGGCAGGUGAGAUCAUCUUGGAUCCCGGUGAUGGUGGCUCGGGUGGCGGUGACGACACCGGCAGCGUGGAGGGCAUGCUGGCAGGCAUCACACUAGUGGGCUGUGCCACCAACUGCAGUGUUGCCCGUAGCAACUGCUCGUCACGGACCGACACGCCCAUCGUUGACAAAAACCAAGCUCCCACCGCUCCUCCUGUCAACGGAAAGAUCCAUCCCGCCCAGUCGGCUGAGGAAGCCACAGAGGCCACCGAGGUCUCUGAGUCCACGGCCAGCAACCCAGACCUGGGCUCGGGACCUCCUGGUCCGUUUACCGAACACGUGUUCACUGAUCCACCUCGACCAGCUGAUGCUUCGGACAGAUCGAGCCAAUCCAAAGAAGAUUCAAAUGUCCACACAGACGCAGACAAUGCUGACGAUGCAAAGAAUUGCACUAGUGUUGCACCUACCAUGUGGCUCGGGGCGCAAAAUGGCUGGCUUUAUGUCCACUCAGCAGUUGGCAACUGGAAGAAGUGUCUCCACUCCAUCAAGCUCAAAGACUCGGUGCUAAGUCUUGUGCAUGUGAAGGGCCGCGUACUGGUUGCCCUCGCAGAUGGGACCCUGGCAAUAUUCCACCGAUCAGAAGAUGGCCAGUGGGAUUUGUCUAACUACCACCUGAUGGACCUGGGUCACCCACAUCACUCCAUCCGCUGCAUGGCUGUGGUCCAUGACAAGGUGUGGUGCGGCUACAAGAACAAGAUCCACGUGAUCCAGCCAAAGAGCAUGCAGACCGAGAAGACCUUCGAUGCCCACCCUCGGCGGGAGAGCCAGGUGCGGCAGCUGGCGUGGCUCGGCGACGGCGUGUGGGUGUCGAUCCGACUGGACUCGACUCUCCGUCUGUACCACGCGCACACGCACCAGCACCUGCAGGAUGUGGACAUCGAGCCGUACGUCAGCAAGAUGCUCGGAACCGGCAAGCUGGGCUUCUCCUUUGUGCGAAUCACAGCCCUGCUGAUCGGUGGGAAUCGUCUUUGGGUUGGCACUGGGAAUGGGGUCAUCAUCUCCAUCCCUCUGACGGAAACGGUGGUCCUUCACCGGGGACAGCUCCUGGGUUUGAGGGCCAAUAAGGUGUCCCCGACAUCUUCCGGGGGAGUGAUUCACGUAUAUGGCGACGACGGCUCGGAGAAAAGCAGCGGCAGCUUCAUCCCCUACUGCUCCAUGGCCCAGGCCCAGCUCUGUUUCCACGGACACCGGGACGCCGUCAAGUUCUUCGUCUCAGUUCCAGGGAACGUUCUGGCCACGCUGAACGGCAGCGUGCUGGACAGUCCGUCAGAAGGUCAGGGAUCUUCUGCGCCAGCUGAAACCGAGACCCAGGCACUUCAAAACGUGCUGGUGCUGAGUGGGGGAGAGGGAUACAUCGACUUCCGUAUCGGAGACGGAGAAGAUGAUGAGACAGAGGAAGGAAGCAGCAACAGCCGGUCAACUGAGAUCAAACCGGGUCUGUCCAAGGCAGAGCGCAGCCACAUCAUUGUCUGGCAGGUUUCCUACGUCCCCGAGUGACUCCCCCCACCCCCGCAACAGCGACCUGAAACUUUAAUAAUCCUUGACCAUGUCAAAGUUCCAGCUCUAAAAAGAAAAGUGUAUCAUUCCCCUUGUAACUUAAACCCCACUCCUUCACCACUUAAACAUCGUGUAAGUAUCUAACCUGCCUGACAUUGUAACUAUCAUCUCUGUAGACUACGUCCUGUAAACAUCUAGUUACUCUCUGUACCUCAACUGGCCUGCAUCUCCCCCAGAAUGUCUGCUCCACCAAACCCCAGCAACAUAAAAACCAAAACUCUCUCCGGCCUGGACGCGUCAUGAGAGCUGAAUGACGGCCGCAUGUCUCCGGACUGCAGUUUCGCUGAUGUCUGGGUUGAACGCAGAGUAACCGGAACCUAAUGUGACGCCAUUAGAAAAAAAAACAACUUGCUGUUGACAAACGUAGUGAAACAUGAAUGUAACACAAGAUGUCCGACCCAAACAUCAGUGUGCAAAAAGGUCUGCCCGCGGUCGUCAAGUCUGGGUCGGUCCAGAACUCUCCCUCCUCCUGACUGACUGUUGAUCAGGCGGCUCCGUGUGAAGCAGGUGAUUGUUGUGGGGGUCACGUGUACAGGGAUGAUUGUAAAUCUGUGGCCACUUCCUCUUGUUCGAUAUUUAAGGUUCAUGCAUCCUUAUCAGUGUGGAUUAAAAUUAAACAUAACCGUGUGCUCGCCGUCGCCUGCUUCCUUC
Synchiropus splendidus (mandarinfish) is the source of this 5419-nucleotide messenger RNA. RefSeq names its product mitogen-activated protein kinase 8 interacting protein 3 (gene mapk8ip3). Gene Ontology annotation, biological process: vesicle-mediated transport. The transcript has 34 exons. Bases 638 to 4708 code for a protein of 1356 amino acids. Gene Ontology annotation, molecular function: signaling receptor complex adaptor activity; JUN kinase binding; MAP kinase scaffold activity. Lineage: Eukaryota; Metazoa; Chordata; Actinopteri; Syngnathiformes; Callionymidae. The record is from RefSeq and is a predicted model, not a curated record. Gene Ontology annotation, cellular component: cytoplasm.